AUGGCUCCCGCAGUAGGGAGCGUGGUCACGACAGAAACAACAAACCCGGCGUCGAAUACGCCCAAAGUCACUCUCACGGGACCGACUUCUCUCUUCCACCACAGCCUCGUCACCAAGGACUUUAACCUCCUCAAGUUCCACGCCGCUGCGUCCCUGCAGUUGCAAUUCGGCAACCGACGCCACGAGCACGUCGCCCCGUCCGACGACCGGCUCAUCGUCUCCCCUUACAAUGAAGAACCCCAUCUGCUCGACCUCAAGCGUCUGGACACGCCCAACCAGCUGCUGGCCAAGGCGCUGACCAUCUUCAAGCCCGUGCGCGACGACUACGCCACCGCGCCCUAUACGGAGUCCUUCAACUGGCAGGCUGUCGUCGACUUUCUGCGCGAUCUCUCCCAGGCCGAGGGUUACCGGUGGAAGAGGCAGAAGUUCUAUGUCGUCACCUUUCGAUCGCAGCUGUUCCCCGACGUUGACCAGCAGCGCUUGCAUGAUCUCGACGUGCGUUCGCAUCAGGAGGCCACUGCCAGCGGUGGUCUGUUGAAGUACUGGUUUGGGACCAAGGAUGAGAAGCAUCGGAAUUUGGCGACCUGCAUCUGGCGCAGCAGAGAGGAUGCGCACGCCGGAGGCACAGGCCCCUGGCACCAGCAAGCCCGGGCCGCCGCCCGCGAAAUGUAUGAGAAGAUUGUGUUUUCGACGCUGAAGCUGGUCAUUGAUGAUGAUGCCUCGUCGUGGGAGAUUAGUGAGUGGACUGAGGAGGAUGCAUAG
Messenger RNA from Rasamsonia emersonii CBS 393.64, 762 nucleotides. RefSeq lists its product as uncharacterized. NCBI's taxonomy places the organism in Eukaryota, Fungi, Ascomycota, Eurotiomycetes, Eurotiales, Trichocomaceae. The coding region runs from base 1 to 762 and encodes 253 amino acids. The transcript has 2 exons. The record is from RefSeq and is a predicted model, not a curated record.